CCAAAUUCUUUUAUACAAAACCCUAACAAAGAAUUCGAGGUCUAGGGUUUUCGAAUCCCUCCUCCGUCUCCGUCGCGCCUCCCCAAGAAUGAACACGUUUACUAAUUUCCACAUAUAUCUGAAGAUACGCGUGGAUCAUCUUGGUCAUUUCCGAUUAUAAAGUUUGGAGACCAUUUCAGUCAUUUGACCUUCUAGUUGCAUUCCCUAUGUUAGACAUGGAAGAAAAUACAAACCUAGGAAAGCGGAAGCAACCAGAUGAAGAUUCACAGAACAAAUCUGGAGAGGCCAGUUCAGUUAACCCCACAUCUAGCCCUAAACACCGGAGUGUUUCACGGACAUGUGUUCAUGAGGUUGCUGUCCCCAAGGACUAUACUUCAUCCAAAGAUGAAUCUAUUUAUGGUACCCUUGAAGAUCCAUCCUACAAUGGCAAGAUGGCCAAAUCAUACAUGUUUGAGUUAGACCCUUUCCAAUCCAUUGCAGUUGCUUGCUUAGAAAGAAAUGAAUCUGUUUUAGUUUCUGCACACACCUCAGCUGGUAAGACUGCCGUUGCGGAGUAUGCCAUUGCAAUGUCCUUUAGAGACAAGCAAAGAGUCAUUUAUACCUCCCCUUUAAAGGCUUUGAGCAACCAGAAGUACAGAGAGCUGAGCCAGGAGUUCUCAGAUGUUGGGCUGAUGACCGGUGAUGUUACCCUUUCACCGAAUGCUAGUUGCUUGGUCAUGACAACAGAAAUUCUCAGAGGAAUGCUCUAUAGGGGCUCAGAGGUCAUAAAGGAGGUAGCAUGGGUAAUCUUUGAUGAAAUUCACUAUAUGAAGGAUAGGGAGAGGGGGGUUGUAUGGGAAGAAAGUAUAAUCUUCCUGCCUCCAGCUAUUAAGAUGGUAUUUCUUUCUGCUACCAUGUCAAAUGCUACAGAAUUUGCUGAGUGGAUCUGUAAUUUACAUAAGCAGCCUUGCCAUGUGGUCUACACAGACUUCAGGCCAACACCGUUGCAACACUAUGUGUUUCCCAUGGGUGGGGCUGGUCUAUACUUAGUUGUGGAUGAGAAUGAGCAGUUUAAAGAGGGGAAUUUUGCCAAAUUGCAGGAGACAUUCACAAAGCAUAGGGGUAAUGCAUAUGCUAAUAGGAGUGGAGGCGGUAAAGCUUCUGGUAGGAUUGCAAAAGGUGGGGCAGCUUCUUCUGGUUCAGAUAUCUACAAGAUUGUGAAGAUGAUCAUGGAAAGGAAAUUCCAGCCAGUAAUUGUAUUUAGCUUUAGUAGAAGGGAGUGUGAACAACAUGCCAUGUCCAUGUCCAAGCUUGAUUUCAAUAACCAAGAAGAAAAGGAAGUUGUUGAACAGGUUUUUCAAAAUGCGGUUCUUUGCUUGAGCGAAGAAGACAGAUCUUUGCCUGCUAUAGAAUUGAUGUUGCCCCUUCUUCAACGUGGUAUAGCAGUUCAUCAUUCAGGACUUCUCCCAAUAAUAAAGGAAUUGGUGGAGCUGCUCUUCCAAGAAGGCCUUGUCAAAGCCCUUUUUGCCACAGAAACAUUUGCAAUGGGUUUAAAUAUGCCUGCCAAAACUGUUGUCUUCACAUCUGUUAAAAAAUGGGAUGGUGACUCCCACCGUUACAUUGGGUCUGGAGAAUACAUUCAGAUGAGUGGAAGAGCUGGGCGUCGUGGUAAAGAUGAAAGAGGCAUAUGCAUUAUAAUGGUUGAUGAGAAGAUGGAAAUGAAUGUUCUGAAGGACAUGGUCCUGGGUAAACCUGCACCAUUGGUCAGUACGUUUAGACUCAGCUACUACUCAAUUCUUAAUCUAAUGAGCCGUGCUGAAGGCCAAUUUACUGCGGAGCAUGUCAUCAAGAAUUCAUUCCACCAGUUUCAGUAUGAGAAGGCAUUGCCUGAUAUGGGGGAAAGAAUUUCCAAGUUAGAAAAAGAAGUUGCUUUGCUUGAUUCUUCAGGAGAGGCUGACCUCGCUGAGUAUCAUAAAUUGGGACUUGAGAUAGCACAACUUGAGAAGAAGAUGAUGUCUGAGCUUACUAGACCUGAGCGAGCUCUGUACUUUUUGGUACCUGGAAGGCUGGUAAAAGUACGAGAUGGGGGUACUGAUUGGGGCUGGGGAGUUGUAGUUAAUGUGGUGAAAAAGUCUCCACCAGCAGUUGGUUCAAUGCCCCCAGCACUUGCGACUGCACGGACUGGCAGUUACAUAGUGGAUACUUUGCUGCACUGUUCUCCUGAAUUAAAUGAAAAUGGCUCCCGUUCAAAGCCAUGCCCACCUCGCCCAGGUGAAAAGGGCGAAAUGCAUGUGGUUCCAGUGCCCUUGCCUCUUUUAUCUGGUCUCAGUAGUAUUAGAAUUGCAAUUCCUCCUGACCUCAGACCAGCUGAAGCAAGACAAACUGUACUCCUGGCCGUUCAGGAGCUUGGGAAACGCUAUCCACAAGGGCUUCCAAAGUUGAAUCCAGUGAAGGACAUGGGAAUUGAUGAUCCAGAAUUUAUUUCCUUGAUGGAUGAAAUUGAGGAUGUUGAGCGAAAAUUGUUAGCCCAUCCACUUCAUAAGUCUGGGCAAAGUGAACAGCAAUUCAAAUGGUUCCAAAGCAAAGCUGAUAUGAAUCAUGAAAUCCAGCAGCUCAAGGCAAAAAUGCGGGAUUCACAGCUACAAAAAUUUCGUAAUGAACUAAAAAAUAGAUCACGAGUUUUGAAAAUGCUUGGCCAUAUAGAUGCUGAUGGCGUUGUCCAACUUAAGGGACGUGCUGCAUGUUUGAUAGAUACAGGGGAUGAACUUCUUGUCACAGAGCUGAUGUUCAAUGGCACUUUUAAUGACCUUGAUCAUCACCAAGUUGCUGCUCUAGCAAGUUGUUUCAUUCCCGGCGAUAAAUCUAAUGAACAAAUACAUCUAAGAAUUGAGCUCGCAAAACCUCUACAACAACUUCAGGACAGCGCACGACGAAUUGCAGAGAUUCAACGUGAAUGCAAAUUGGACAUUAAUGUGGAUGAAUAUGUGGAGUCUACUGUGAGGCCAUUCUUGAUGGAUGUCAUAUAUUGCUGGUCAAAGGGUUCAACAUUUGCGGAGGUAAUUGAAAUGACCGACAUUUUUGAGGGGAGCAUCAUACGCCAUGCAAGACGACUGGAUGAAUUUCUUAACCAGCUGCGUGCUGCUGCUCACGCUGUUGGAGAGGCUGAUCUUGAGAAGAAGUUUGAAGCGGGCAGCGAGAGCCUCCGUCGAGGCAUAAUGUUUUCCAACUCCUUAUAUUUGUGAGUUUUAGCUUAUCGGGUGCUAGAUAUGUGGCUGUUGUUCCAACCCAAUGUGAAUUUAGGUUCAAGCUCAAGAAAUCCAACGUUCUAACGUUUACUUACGUUGGAGGUGCGCCUUCGCUUCUACUCCGCUCCACCUAAUCCCUGAAGGUAUGCCUUUGCGCCAAACAGGUUCAGUAUUAGUAUUACAUGAGCUUUCUUCUAAAGGUUCUUCAUCCACUAAUCUCUUUUUGAUAUGUUGAUGCUUUUGUUCUUGGUUCACCUCAUAUCGGACAGGCUUCACUGUUGUGCAUCACCUUUGCAUGAUUUUGGCAGGAUAAAUAUAUUGGGCCUUUUUCUUUUCUUUUUGUUUUUUAAUUAACUUAUGCUUAUGUGUGGCCAGGAUUUUAAUAUUAUGCUCAUAUGUGAUAUUAUAAGUGCA
Messenger RNA from Dioscorea cayenensis subsp. rotundata (Guinea yam), 3638 nucleotides. RefSeq names its product DExH-box ATP-dependent RNA helicase DExH10. The transcript is spliced from 17 exons. Gene Ontology annotation, cellular component: nucleus. Bases 207 to 3221 code for a protein of 1004 amino acids. The record is from RefSeq and is a predicted model, not a curated record. NCBI's taxonomy places the organism in Eukaryota, Viridiplantae, Streptophyta, Magnoliopsida, Dioscoreales, Dioscoreaceae. Gene Ontology annotation, molecular function: ATP binding; RNA helicase activity; RNA binding. Gene Ontology annotation, biological process: RNA catabolic process; maturation of 5.8S rRNA.